AUGGCUCAAGCAGUUGACGACGUUUCGAAUGCUAGCAUUGCUAUGUCUGAAAAAAAUCUCAAUUCGGAUGAGGAAGGACUAUCUACUGACGAGGAAGAUGAUUUGAACCGCCUUUUGAUAGAAUCUUGUAGUGAAAGAAGUGAACUCAGUGAGGUUGAUGAAUAUUUUGAAGAAGACGAUGUGGAUCUAGGACGGAAUAAUGAUUUAGUGGAAGCUGUUGGUGCAAGAGACCGAUCUCCGAUUGUUCGGGUAGACUCCGGAGUAGAAAAGUAUUGGAGCACAAAGACUCUUUACCACGGUCUUUGGGCAAGGAAGAUGCUUUCUCGUAUGCGAUACAAGGCACUUAUGGCGUUCCUACAUGUCGUGGACCCCACCAACGAGACUCCCGGUGAUAAACUGCGUAAGGUUGACGAAUUCCUUGCAUCAUUCAAACAGCGAUGCAAGGUGUUAUACCAACCUUACCAGAACAUUGCUGUGGAUGAACGUAUGGUGAAGUCCAAACAUAUAUCAGGUAUCAAACAAUGCAUGAAGAACAAGCCAACAAAGUGGGGUAUCAAGCUGUGGGUGUUGGCGGACAGCUCUAAUGGCUACACCGUCGACUUCAAUGUUUACAUAGGUAAGUCAAAACAUGAAACACCAUCGAGUCAUGGCCUUGGCUAUGACGUGGUGAUGAAAUUGGUACAACCAUAUUUAGGUCAGGGUUAUCAUGUCUACUUUGACAACUUUUUUUCAUCUCCUAAGUUGGUGCAGGAUCUAUUUUCACUUGGCACGCCGUCUUCAGGUACAUGUAGAGUAGACAGGGAGGGUUUUCCGAUAUCAAUGAAGAACGCGAAGGAGUGGGCGAGGAAGAGAAUGCGAGGCAGCAUGAGAUGGGAGAGGGAAUCGAAUGUCUUAACGUUACAAUGGGUGGAUAACAAAACUGUUUCGUUAGUGACAUCGAUUGAUUCAGCCAAUGAGAAGGUGGUUGCGACGAGAAGAACGAAAAAGAAAGGAGUAUUUUCAGAGAUUAGUGUAAACAAGCCCUAUGCAUUUCAUAGAUAUAAUCAGUAUAUGAAUGGAGUAGACAGAUCAGAUCAAAUGCUUGCGUAUAACAAUGUCUCUCGGAAGUGUUAUAAGUGGUGGAAGACUCUGUUUUUCCACCUUAUCGAUAUGGCAGUAGUUAACGGCUAUCUUCUUUUUCAAGAACAUCGUAAAAGCAAUCCAGGUAAGAAGGCUCUUGAUCGUAGUAGCGGAUAUAGUGUAGUUGAUUUUAGAGAAGAAUUGAUCAGACAGAUUUGUGGAUUAGCCGAAUAUGACGUACCUCCUGUAAACGAGAAAGUUCGGCCUGUUCCUCCUGAUGAUCUGUUCUGUACUGUCCAUUUAAUUCGUUCAAUUAGAGACGUGAGACGCACUUGUGUCGUGUGCUAUCAAGCUGGUCGGGGACAGAAAAGAGUUAAGACAUACUGCAGUGCCCCACAGUGCAAUAGGUAUAUGCAUGUAGCUGGUGAGUUUGAUUGCUUUAAUGAAUGGCAUCGUAGAGAUUAUCCUGGGAGGUCAUGA
Messenger RNA from Dendronephthya gigantea, 1539 nucleotides. RefSeq names its product piggyBac transposable element-derived protein 4-like. Lineage: Eukaryota; Metazoa; Cnidaria; Anthozoa; Malacalcyonacea; Nephtheidae. Bases 1 to 1539 code for a protein of 512 amino acids. The record is from RefSeq and is a predicted model, not a curated record. The transcript has 3 exons.